This is a messenger RNA of Caenorhabditis angaria, 1247 nucleotides long. Lineage: Eukaryota; Metazoa; Nematoda; Chromadorea; Rhabditida; Rhabditidae. The record is from the annotation of a GenBank genome assembly.
AUGGUUGUCGGCGGCUCAUUCACUCUCAAUUCUGGACAUGAAAUCCCAUUAGUCGGUCUCGGAAUUUCUGGAAUUCAUGAAGAGCUUGGUGUUGCUGUUGAACAGGCUCUCCUUGCUGGAUAUCGUCUCUUCGACACGGCAAGAAUUUACAACAAUGAGGAGAGAUUGGGACAGGUUUUGAAGGAAAAAUUGGAAGCUUUGGGUAUUAAGAGAGAAGAAGUUUUUAUCACCACCAAAGUUCCAAUUGUUAAUGAGAACACUGUAGCUGAAGUUGAGAAGAGUAUCACCGAUUCUUUGCAACGUCUCCAAGUCGAGUGAGUUUUUUUAAUGGUUUUUGGAUGAAAACAUUUUCAGAGGGCUCUUCUUCUGUUCCGCUCUCUGAAAAUGAGUUUUUCAAUGCUUAAAUUUAUUAAUACGGCUUAUGAAAAACCAACACAUCCAAAAAAAAACUUUUGAAAAACCCGGAAAAUUUUUGAUAUAUUUUGGAACUGAAAAUUGCAGUUUUUGUAAAUGAAAAAAUAUAAAAUGAACAUCGAAUAUCAUCUAUGAUAUCAUAAUUAACUUGAUUUUUGGAGAACUGGGUUCUUAAUCAAAUUUUCUUAUCUCUGAAUUUGCUCUGUUUUCAGAUAUCUCGACCUUGUCUUGAUUCAUUAUCCUAAGGAUCGUUUCACUGGAAUUGAUGGAGAUCGCGAAGCCAACGUCAAAGCUAGAAAACUUGUCUAUCAAAAACUAGAAGAAUAUGUCGAUCAAGGUGUGAUUCGCUCCAUCGGAGUUGCUAAUUACGAACCAUAUCAUCUUCAUGAGCUCUUCCAAUUUGCUCGCAUUAAGCCAAGUAUCAAUCAAUUUGAAUAUCAUCCAUAUCUCACGAAACCUCAGACCGUCGAAGUCACCAGACAAUAUGGAAUUUUUCCACAGGUAAACUUUCAAUUUUUCAAAAAUUUAGACUGGUAACUGAACAAAAUUUGUAGGCGUUCUCAAGCUUGUUGACUGGCAACAAAGAGAUCUUCACUGAACCAUUGAUAAUUGAACUUGCGAAAAAGUACGCUGUCUCGGAGCAAACGAUUCUCUACGCUUUUGCGCUUAACACAAACCUUGGAAUCAUUCCGAAAUCGGCAACUCCUUCAAGAAUCAUUUCGAAUUUGAAAGAUGUUAUUGGUGUGAAGUUCACCGAUAGUGAAAUUGCACAACUCUUGGAUUUGGAUAGAAAUGCUGCCUUUUCCGAUUGCUCACCAUGGAGAGUUCUUUAA